Seminavis robusta is the source of this 5276-nucleotide messenger RNA. Lineage: Eukaryota; Bacillariophyta; Bacillariophyceae; Naviculales; Naviculaceae. The record is from the annotation of a GenBank genome assembly.
AAAUUAUCUACGGAAGCCAGCCGGGGCCAGGCUUUGGUGAGCGAGCCAAUUUUUGAAGAAAGUCAUGCAGAUGGUCAAUUGAGCCUCCACAAUGGCGUCUUGUGAAUCGAAUCAAGAAGGGAGCAAUGCUUUAUCUUCCGUUCGCAGCAGGAUUGCUGCUACUGGUGGCAUCAUCAGCUGCUGGAGAUGGUGGCGCUUCUCUCCUCCGACCAAGCAACCGCAGAGUGCAGGAAGAUCCUUGCGCCGUUUCUUUUGAUGAAGCCUCCGUGGCUGUCCCAACACUAUCUGCUGCUUUCAUGUUGAAGCCUUCCUAUGUCACUGAGUGCUUUGCCAGCAUUCCUGUCAAUAGAUCGCUUGCACUUGAACACAUUGAAAGCUUGAGACGAACCUUUGAGCAGUACUAUUGCUUUUACGAUAUCGCCAAUGACGCCGCCGACAGCAACCCAAUCAGCUUCCAAGAAGAACUAGGGUACUCCCUGUUUUCAGGCCCUCUGGAAGGACAAGUCAACCUAGAGGAAGAGCUCACCUCAUUGCUCGAUACCGUCGAUACCGAGGGGGCUACCAUGGCUACAUUUUUUGACAUUCAAACAAUCUUCAAUAAGCUCUACGAUGCUCAUGUCAGUUUACCCAUGCUGGCUGGUGACCUAGGGACACUGACAGGGUUUCAUGACAUGUACGUCUUCCCAGAGAGAAACUUGUUGGGCACGACCUACAACCAAAUCUUGGCUUGGACUCCGCAAUACAAUGAUGCGGGAGACCUGGAGCUCUCUAUCACCUUUGCUGGCAGUGAUGGGAACGAGAUGCCUGAGAACAUUGUUUCCAUUGACGGAAUGACACCGUAUGAGUGGUACUACGACUUGGUUAGCAAGCCAGAGCCUUCAGUGGUGUGGCCGUACCAAGCCAUUGGAGCAAGAUUGAAUGGGGCUUUUUCUUUCCUUGAACCCAACUCUGGAGUGGAUGCCUUUAGAAUUGUCACUAGGUCGCGGCCAAGCGCCACCCUUCCCGAUAGUUUCACCGUCACGUAUGCCACUGGAGAGGUGGAAACAUACUAUGCAGCACUUGCCUUUCGCGGGCUCAAUGCAACACAAGCAUACGAUUACGUGAACAGCAGCCCCGUUUUCCUCACACCUGGUUCCGCGUUUACCAACUUUGUUCUUCUCGCUCUCACUGUCAACGAGACGGUGGAAGAGAAAAGCGCACCACAUGAUUUGAAACCGGCACCCAAACGGAACGAAAUCGUCCCCGAAAAAAUCAAGACGACAAGAUCAAAAAAAGCUGCAAGUCAAUUCGUUUUUGAAGAGACAAUCCCAUUGCGAAAUGCACAGACUCUAGCCAUUGAGGAUAUGGCGGCGUUUUCGAUUGAGGAUGACUAUGCUGUGCUCAAAAUACAGAAGUUCAUUUUUGACAUAGACCUGCAAGGAAACAACUUUGCCAUGGUUGAAAUAUGGUCCAACUUUACUGCAGCAGCAAAGGCAAAAGGAAUCCGAAGAGCGAUGGUAGAUAUCAGUGGCAAUGGCGGUGGCGUUGCUACCUCUGGAGAUGCUCUGGCAAUUUCCAUGUAUCCCUUCAUUCCAUACGAGUUCUUUCAAGAUCAGUACGAUCAAACGUACAAUGAAGUCAUGAGGGCCACCCACUUGACAAUCUUUCCUUUCCUGGAAGAGCUAGCCGUAACCAUUCGCGGUUACUCGAAUGCUUUCCUUCAAGAGUAUUUGGAUUCCCUCCCUGAAGACAUCAAUGGAAGGAUUCAGUCACUUCUGUUGUCUCUGGCAAGCUUUUGCUGCAACACACAAGACCUCACCCAAUGCAGAGACCCACGAUGCCUGCCAAUGGGAGCUCUAAUCGAGUCACUGAAUACACUUGAUGAAUUCCCCACCGGUCCUCAACUGAGAAUAGUCUGGAACGUGCUGCUACAAAAUUUCGCCGCCUUUAAUGCUUUCAAUACACUUUUCUCUCUCCAACUUGAUCGAGUUGACCCGCAGCAGUCCUUCGAAGUCAUCCGUGGGGGCGAAAUGCAUAACUUGACAAACAGAUUCCCAUUCCUGACAGAGGCAGAAUACUACGAAAUCGUUGCUCGCGCAUUCCAGAAUGACUGGCAAUUUGACGAGUAUGUCGUUGUCUCCGAUGGGACAGCUGGGUCUACAACGGCAAUCUUUUCUUCCCGAGUGCAACAACUGUGGAACAAUCGGGACACAAUGUGGAACAAUCGCGAUGUACUCCCUGUCCCUCUCACCGCCGUUACGUACGGAGGCACAACGGACCCGUCCGAUACUACACUAGCAGGAUUUCCUGCUAGCGUACAAGGUGUCAACAUCGGCGUUCCGAUCAUCACCGCAGGCUUGCUGUACCUGCUAGAAUUCGUUUUGCCUCCUGACCAGGCAGCUCUUGUCAGAGUCAUCAACGAAGACGUCUACCAGCUUACUUUACCAAUCCCACCCUAUUUUGCAGAAGGCCAGCCGUCACUUCCCGUAAUCAACUACUACAGCAGGUUCAUGGAUCCGGGAGCGACCCCCCUCCAAUUCGUAAAGAUACCGAGCGACGAACAUAUCCAGAAGGUCUUCACGGGAAACAGUUUGGACGACCCAAGUGACUUGGGUGCCUUGUAUCGCGCUGCAGCCAAAGUUGGUUUUUCAUCUACCGACACACCAUUGGUUCCAGAAGAAAGCGAGGACGAAUCAUCAGCUGCUCCGGUGCUGGAAGAAAGCGAGGACGAACUAGCUACUUCCGGACCAACCGAAAGCAAGGAUGCAACUUGAACUGGUGACGAUGAAAGUCACGACAUGUAUGUACCGUGGAAAGGAAAUUGAUAGAGGAAACUAAGUCUAGUGCCUUGCUACCCGCUACCGGUAUGCACUGGAAAGCGAAUAAUGCUUUAGCAAAGAAAUGUCUAAAACUUGGUAGCACGUCUGUUGCACUCAUAUAUUUGCAACCAUGGGAGUCCAUGAAUCUCCCACUACCGGAACCGUAACCAGCGAAGCCUCGUUGUUUUUGUGGCUGUAGUGAAGAACAGGGAGUCGAGUCUGAUCGAUUCGAUUCGUGCUUGUAUCAUAUCACUCACAGCGCCAACCCCAGCACAACUACUACCAGCAAAGAUUUCACAGAGGCCAUUAGGAUUGUUGUUGCUGCUGCUGAUGUUGUUGCAGUGGCGACAAAUACUUCGGAUGCGGUCUUGCAGCAUUGGUCUGCCGUGGACAGCAGGAGGUCACAGUUUGCUUGACUCUGAAUCAUCUCCAGGAGAUAGGAACUAUCUCCACAAGUAAUUCCAGUGUUUUCAUCCAAUACCUUACUCAGAUUGGCCGCGGGUAUUCCUGUGCCACUGGGGCAAUAGACAUCCGAGCAAAUUUUGGGGGCUUCACGCCCAGGACAUUCACAAUAGGCUUGCAUAUCAAUCAGAUAGGUCAAAGAGUCCGCUUGUCGAAUUUUGGGGCACGCAUUGGCAGUCUGAACCUUGUACCAGUCGUUCAAUGCGGCACAAGAUUGACCGCCAUCCGCAAAUGGAAAUUCCAAAGCUGGAUUUGGCUCUCCACCGCCUUCACAAAAGGGACAUGGCGGUUCUGCGUCGUCGGCAGCAUUGGGGCAUCCACACCACUUUUGGUAUUUUUCUUGGAUAAGAGGACAAGUGAUACCAUCAUCGGUAUCGGGCAUUUCCAGAAUAUCUUUGCAUGUCAACCCGCCGCCAUCGGGCGAAUCAGGAAGGGCCAACCCAAGAUUGGCGUAUUCAUUGCUAUUGGCAUCACCACAAAGAUAGCAAGUAUCAAACUGCUGAUCGGAAGCGCAUCCACAAAAAUGAGCCCCUGAUGUUCGAUGCAAGUAGCACGCCUCUUCUCCAUCAGGUGUGGUGGUACUGGCAAAGCCGUGCCAGUCGGAACACGGGAUGCCACCAAAGCUAAGAGAAGCGUCAAAGGCACCUCCGACGCAAACAUCACACGGUGGCGGUUGUUGCUGAUCUUGUGCUCGAGCACAGACAAGAAAAAGAGAAGACAAAGCGAGUGGGAUGGCUUUCAUCAUCAUGAUUUGGUGUGUGCUUGGGGUAAAAGUAGAGCACCCACAAAGUCGAUCAGGAAGGAUUGUUUUUGCAAAGGCAUCGUUCUCGCAAAUCUGGCGAUGUUCUCUCGCACUGCUGCCAAAAAGAUUUAACGGAGCUCACAAAAGAUGUCGAUUUGCGACUAAAAUUGAGUCACGAGACUGAAUGAUCCAAUCGAUCGCGAUCGAUCGAACCAACAUGGUACCGGUACCGGUACGAGACGUGCUUCGUCACCAAAGUGUACUGUACUAGACAGGCUCCCAAAACAGUAAGUUUCAGCAUCAUAAAAUGGAAGCUCAGGCACCCCCCCCCCCCACCUGGAAGAGGAUCUGGUGGUGGGCUCGGUGGAGGGUGUUAAAAGGCGACAAGAGGAACCCAAGGAAACAAACGUGUCAAUAAGACCUCGGUGGGGCCAUUUCUCGAUCCGGAAAAGCAGCUUCCCGAAGAGCAUCGUCCACCAAAUUAGUCAGCUUCCCAUGAAGUCUUGCCUUCGAUGCACAUUGCUUUGGCAGCGCAAUCGAUAAGUGGACUCUCAAGUGGGCUAGCUAGUCAGAAUGGCUGUCCAUUGGUGAAAUGGGCAGAGUUCACGUGGUUGGGGACAUUGAAAUCUUGGUGUGGGCUUGUGAACGUGUCAAUUCAAUUCCCCUUGGGAUGCUUCCGUUCGAGUCGUGUCGUCGGCGGGUUCAGGAAAACACACCAUGGAUCCAUGAAUUCGUUCAACAAAACUACUAGGUGUGCGCCUCAUCACGCUCCCCCAGCCGCCCGGAUACCGGUACGGUAGACCGCCGACAACACUAAUUCAUGAAGUACUGCAUACAAACGAAUCUAUUAUUUCCUUGACGACCCAAACGUUCCCACUGAGGAAAUUUAUUUGUGGACGCACUUCUUCAAAACUAACUAUUCAAAAUUUCAGCUCCAAUGAUAUCAAACCACCGCUGCCACCACGGCUGAUAUGCUCUCCAUGACCGCUGUCACCACUUCGUUACUGCUCGCAUCAAAGCAGGCAGUAAUGAUCACCAACAAUGUGACAAGGCCCACAUCCACACUAGGACCAAAUAUCUCUACAUCAUUCUUCUCCCCCCAGUACCUCCAAAGAGCCACAUCUUCUCCCGUUUCCGGGUUGGUGCAAUACUUUUCCAGGGACAAUUUGGGACCCGAUCGUAUUUGAAAGAUUUGUUUGUUUCGCAGUUGAAACACCCCGAUUUGUUUUCCUUGGCGUCGGACUCGAGUGUGCAAAUAGAGCGGGGUGUUUUUU